AUGGCUGUUGAAGUCGUACCUCUCACCGAGGCAGAUAUUCCCGGUGCUAUUGAAGUAAUUCAGCAUGCAUUUGCAGACGAUCCUUAUUUCAAGUGGGUCUUUGAUUCAUCCAAGUUCAACAAGAAAAGAAACCACGAUUCCCUCGCAGCACGGUGUCAUUGGGGAAUCAAGAACGCACUAUUCCACGUCGCAAAAGAAGCUCAAUGUGCCGACUCCAAAUCCGACAGCCCCCCAACUUCAAAUCCAAUCCUCGGCGUGUCAUGCUGGCUAGCGCCCCACCCGCCCACGGAACCAGAGAGCUGGUACUCCUGGUUCCAAUCAUGGACCCUAUCAUUCAGCCAGUUGCUCAACAACAUUCGCUACUUUGGCCGCGGCGGGCUCCGCACGAACAGGUACUGGAUCUGGAAAGAGCGGCAGGCCGAGGCGCAGGCUGCUAUCUGGGAUGAUCCGCGCGGUUACUAUUUCUGUAACAUUGUUGCCGUUAGCCCCAAGGCGCAGGGUAUGGGCAUUGGAAAGUUGUUGUUUGAGGCUGUUACAAAAAGGGCGGAUGCUGAGGGGGUCAAGUGCUAUCUCGAGAGCUCAAAGAGCGUGCCCAAUGUGGCCAUCUAUGAGCGUAUGGGCUUUCACAUGAGUAAGGAGAUGGAGUGUCGGGAUGGAGUGGAUGCGUGCAUGUUGUACUGCAUGGUCCGGGAUCCGAGGGCAGAGUGA
This is a messenger RNA of Penicillium griseofulvum, 708 nucleotides long. Its product is annotated as GNAT family N-acetyltransferase. The coding region runs from base 1 to 708 and encodes 235 amino acids. The record is from RefSeq and is a predicted model, not a curated record. The transcript has 3 exons. Gene Ontology annotation, molecular function: acyltransferase activity, transferring groups other than amino-acyl groups. Lineage: Eukaryota; Fungi; Ascomycota; Eurotiomycetes; Eurotiales; Aspergillaceae.